AAUCCUUCUUUGACAUUGAUGAGCGGAGAUACAAUGAGUGACCGGGACUACUCCGCAUCAAAGCGGGCAUGUCAAGGCAAUCGGUCCCGCUCGACUCGGGUCCAUAUAUUUUAUGUGAGGAGAUUGAACUCCGAAAAGUAGUAAAAUUGACUCUACUCGGGGUCCGAUCCAAUGUUUCCUUUCUAGUGUCGUUAGCUUGUCUGCAAUUUUGCAUCUCCUCAGCUCGCUGCAAUUACACCAAACCCAAGAUCGCCCUCCCGAGAAACAGGGGAAAUUAAAGAGACGAUGGAAAAAGAGGGCUGAAUUCACUGCGUUUGUCUUUGACCCUUUGCUCCUUAUUGCUCCAACCACCGAGAGAGAGAUGACGAUCGAAUUGAAUAUGGUGGUUGAAGCGGACGGCAAAUGGUGCUGCCUACACAGAAGAACCCGACAAAUCACUAAGCAGAUAUAGGCACCCUUUGAGUUUUUCAACCAAAAAAGCAGGACGUCUCCGUCUCUCUUUCUCUUCACUGUCAGCAAAAUUCUGGCUUUAAGGCCAAUUUUUGGGAGAUGGGCAAGAAGCGUGUUAUGCUGCCGGCGAAGGAUGUCGACUUGUCUGCAGUCAAGUAUGAACCCGAAGUCAUCCAAGCUCCCCACUUGACUGGUCUCGUAUUGAAGUUGUUCAUCAAGAUUAUCGAAGCGCCGGUAAUUGGUCCAGCCAUUAUAUCCUACUUGAAGAAGCAGAACAAGAUGGUUGAGACUUUGAGGAAUACUGUUAUACCAGAGGCCCCGAUGUUCAAACCCGAAUUUCCUCCUCAAGAUCCAGAGCCUGGUACGUUUCUAUUGGAAGAAGAUGGGAAACCUGAAGAGCGGGUCGAAACUGCUCUAAAAUGUCUUCCAGAAUACAAUCCUGCCGAUUCCUUGAAUUCUGAGCUGACUGAAUUCCGAUAUUGGAAGAUACGUGAUUUUGCUUAUGCAUACCGCUCUAGUCUUGUCACCCCAUCAAUGGUGGCAGAACGCAUCAUUGCAGUUAUUGAGGAUUUCAAUAACGAAAAACCUCCAGCACCUCUCUUAAUAACCUUUGAUGCUGAAGAAGUUCGAAAACAAGCUGUGGCAUCUACUAAGAGGUUUGAAGAAGGGAGGCCAUUAUCGACAUUGGAUGGGAUUUUUGUGGCCAUAAAGGAUGACAUAGGCCUUUACCCUUUUAUAGCUAAGGGCGCAACUACAUGGAUGGAUGAAGUCCGUUCGACCAAUGCAGAUGCAGUCUCCGUCUCGAGAUUGCGAAGUUGCGGUGUGAUCUUUGUGGGCAAGGCAAAUAUGCAUGAGUUGGGAAUGGGAACAACUGGAAAUAAUCCGAACUAUGGAACAACAAGAAACCCUCAUGCACUAGAUAGGUACACGGGUGGAUCUUCAUCAGGACCUGCAGCAAUUGUAGCUUCUGGACUAUGCUCUGCUGCUCUUGGAACUGACGGUGGAGGUUCAAUUAGAAUUCCAUCUUCCCUUUGUGGUGUGGUGGGCUUGAAAACAACGUAUGGGCGAACCGAUAUGACUGGGUCUUUAUGUGAUUCAGGUACUGUAGAGAUCAUCGGACCAAUUGCAUCAUCUGUUGAGGAUGUCAUGCUGGUGUAUGCUGCUAUUCUCGGGGCAUCUCCUGCAGAUAGAAUCAGCUUGAGACCGGCCCCGCCUUGUUUGCCUAAUUUGGCAGCAAGUGAAAUCGGGUCCUUGAGACUUGGAAAAUAUACUGGGUGGUUUAAUGAUGUACAUACAACUGAUAUCUCCGAUAAGUGUGAAGAUAUUCUUAAUCAGCUGACCAAGACCUAUGGCUGUGAAGUGGUAGAGAUUGUUAUACCUGAGCUGCACGAGAUGCGGACAGCUCAUCUUGUUUCGAUUGGGUCUGAAACAAUGGCUUCACUGAAUCCCGACUGUGAGGAUGGUAAAGGUACACGACUGACUUAUGAUACGCGGAUCAGUAUGGCUCUUUUCCGCUCAUUCAGCGCAUCUGAUUACGUAGCUUCCCAGUGUCUGAGGCGAAGAGUAAUGCAUCAUCACAUGGAGAUUUUCAAAAAGGUUGAUUUCAUAGUGACCCCAACAACAGGAAUGACCGCACCGAAAAUACCGACUAGUGCUCUUAAAUAUGGGGAGACAGACAUGCAAGUUACAGGUUACCUAAUGCGGUUCAUCCUGGCAGGAAAUCUUCUUGGCCUUCCUGCCGUUUCUGUCCCUGUCGGGUACGAUAAGCAAGGCCUUCCAAUCGGUUUGCAACUGAUAGGUCGCCCAUGGGGCGAAGCUUCACUUUUACGUCUUGCCUCUGCUGUCGAGGAACUCAGUGCCGGUUCUAAGAAGAGACCUGCAUCAUUUUACGAUGUUCUGAAGACAAACUGAACCGAGCUAACACUGAUUCUCGUAUCGUCCCAUCGAUGGCUAUAUAUAUUUAUAUAGGUUCUGUGAUUGGUCUCAAUUUGUGUAUGAUCACCAGUUGAUCCCCAAAGACAACUCGUUGAGGUGCUUUUCGAACAUUUCCUGUGAAUCAUCACUCGUAUUUUCCAGUCACUGUUAGCGGUUCUUUCAA
This is a messenger RNA of Punica granatum (pomegranate), 2548 nucleotides long. The record is from RefSeq and is a predicted model, not a curated record. Lineage: Eukaryota; Viridiplantae; Streptophyta; Magnoliopsida; Myrtales; Lythraceae.